CUGAAAUUCACGAUUUGGUCAUACUAAGCUUACAAUUUUGCUGCAAUGGGCGAUCUGGUUAGAGGAGAAGCCUCAGAGUCCGAUGAGGAGAUCCAGGACAAGCACAAGAUUUUUGCCGCAGAGGUACCCGGCGAGGCAACCGAGGAGGAUGACGACGACGAUGAAGACAUCUAUGAGCAGAGGCGAAGCACCCAUGUGGCUUCCAGCACAGCCUCUAUCUACCGCAACAACCUGCUGCAGCGCAAACUAAUUGAAAACAACAUUGCGAUUUGGAGAUCUCUGACAGCGCUGACCCGCAACCUGGUGGUGAACGCCUCUAAGCAGUUGCUGACCACGGACCAAAUGCUCAUCAAGUCCCAGCUUUCCAUGCAGUCGGCGCACACGUCCCUGCAACAGGCGCAGCGCCAUGUCAGUGAGCUGCAGUCCCGCACGGCGGCUGUGAUGACUGGCGGCAGUUUCCUGCCGCAUAUAAACAUUAGGAAUGCCUGAGAAUUAACUAGAAAAACACACAACACACUAUUUUAUUUAUGAACGAACAAAUAUAGGCUAGUCCUCUGUAUCGGA
Molecule: messenger RNA, 564 nt
Organism: Drosophila subobscura
Lineage: Eukaryota; Metazoa; Arthropoda; Insecta; Diptera; Drosophilidae
Gene: Blos3
Product: biogenesis of lysosome-related organelles complex 1 subunit 3
Exons: 3
Coding region: 46-489 (147 amino acids)
Cellular component (GO): BLOC-1 complex
Source: RefSeq, a predicted model, not a curated record